Messenger RNA from Periophthalmus magnuspinnatus, 2583 nucleotides. It is a transcript of the gene me3, whose product is annotated as malic enzyme 3, NADP(+)-dependent, mitochondrial. The transcript is spliced from 15 exons. NCBI's taxonomy places the organism in Eukaryota, Metazoa, Chordata, Actinopteri, Gobiiformes, Gobiidae. Gene Ontology annotation, cellular component: mitochondrion. Gene Ontology annotation, biological process: malate metabolic process; pyruvate metabolic process. The record is from RefSeq and is a predicted model, not a curated record. Gene Ontology annotation, molecular function: malate dehydrogenase (decarboxylating) (NADP+) activity; malate dehydrogenase (decarboxylating) (NAD+) activity; NAD binding. Bases 118 to 1968 code for a protein of 616 amino acids.
UGGGAAGUGAAACUGCCAAUGUCAAAUAACGCCUGGAUCAGCUGUCGAACCACCAUCCUCUGUAAACAUUUUUUCUGAGUGCCUCUAGUGCACUUUUACCCGUUAUUUCCAGGCACCAUGAACUCCUUCACGUGUCCAGCCAGAGCUGCCCUGUCGCUGUGUCGUCGUCCUGCGGGGGGCUUGAAGGUGUUUGGGGGGUCUUCAUGUUCCUCUAUUGGACUUGACAAAGCCUGUGUUCAGGCUGUGAGGGUGUGUCACUCUGGGACCAACCGAAAUGGCAUUGUAUUCACUAAGAAGAGGGGCUAUGACAUCACAAGAAAUCCUCACCUGAACAAGGGUAUGGCUUUCACACUGGAAGAGCGUAUGCAGUUGGGCAUCCAUGGCUUGCUGCCUCCCUGCUUUCUGUCUCAGGAUGUUCAGGUCCUACGUGUCAUGAAGAGCUAUGAACUGCGCUCAAAUCCACUCGACAAGUACAUUUUGCUCAUGACAUUACAGGACAGAAAUGAGAAGCUGUUCUAUCGCUUGUUGACUUCUGACAUAGAGGAAUUCAUGCCCAUUGUUUACACUCCUACAGUUGGCCUGGCCUGCCAGCAAUAUGGACUUGCCUUUAGGAGGCCGCGAGGGCUCUUCAUCACUAUCCAUGAUAAAGGGCACAUUGCUACUAUGCUCAAUUCCUGGCCUGAAGAAAACAUAAAGGCCAUUGUAGUGACAGACGGCGAGCGUAUCCUGGGUCUGGGGGACUUGGGCAGUUAUGGUAUGGGCAUCCCUGUGGGUAAACUGGCUCUGUACACUGCCUGUGGAGGGGUAGCACCUCAGCAGUGCCUCCCUGUACUCCUGGACGUUGGCACCGACAACCAGACACUUCUCAAUGACCCUUUGUACAUUGGACUAAAACACAAGAGAAUCAGAGGCAAAGAGUAUGAUGAGUUGAUUGAAGAGUUCAUGCAGGCUGUGACAGAUAAAUAUGGAAUGAACUGUCUAAUUCAGUUUGAAGAUUUUGCCAAUAGCAAUGCCUUUCGCAUCCUCAACAAAUACAGGAAUCGAUACUGUACCUUCAAUGAUGAUAUUCAAGGCACUGCCUCAGUGGCUGUGGCCGGAGUUCUGGCUGCACUAAGGAUUACAAAAAACAAACUUUUAGACCACACGUUUGUGUUCCAAGGAGCAGGGGAGGCUGCUAUGGGCAUUGCCCACCUGCUCAUCAUGGCCAUGUCUAAAGAGGGAGUGAGCAGAAAAGAGGCUGCCAAGAGAAUAUGGAUGGUGGACUCCAAAGGUCUUAUUGUUAAGGGUAGAGGUAACCUUAACCAUGAAAAGGAGGAGUUUGCCCAUGACCAUCCACACCUGAAGACUCUAGAGGAGGUGGUAGAGACCAUCAAACCCACCGCCAUCAUAGGUGUUGCAGCAAUUGCAGGAGCAUUCACUGAGAAGAUUAUCAAAGACAUGGGAUCUUUCAAUGAAAGGCCAAUCAUCUUUGCUCUGAGUAAUCCCACCAGCAAAGCAGAGUGCACAGCUGAACAGUGCUACACACUCACAGAGGGUCGGGGCAUUUUUGCCAGUGGAAGUCCUUUUAAUAAGGUGACUCUAGCAGAUGGACGCACCUUCUACCCUGGUCAGGGCAACAAUGCAUAUGUCUUUCCGGGAGUUGCUCUGGGUGUUAUCGCCUGCGGGGUGCGCCACAUAAGUGAGGACAUCUUCCUCACAACAGCAGAGGCCAUCGCUGACAUGGUGACAGAGGAGAAUCUAGCUGAAGGCCGAUUGUAUCCACCUUUGAAGACCAUCAGAGAGGUUUCUUUUAAGAUUGCAGUUCAGCUCGUAAACUAUGCAUACCAACACAACAUGGCGUCCAUGUACCCUGAGCCUAAGGACAAGGAGGCGUUUGUGUUGUCCCACAUCUACAGUCCUGAUUAUGACUCCUUCACCCUGGACACAUACUCCUGGCCUGAGGAGGCCAUGAAGGUCCAGGAUGUCUGAUUCUUGCACCUUAUUGUUUAUUAUGUUUUUUAUUAUUGUCAUUGUGUUUCUCCUACAGAAAGGAUACAUAAGAAUUUGUUGAAGGUUUAGGUCUGGAAUCCUUUUGUUUUACUUCUUUGUAUGAUUUUUAAGUAACUGCAUAUCAAAUUAUUGUAUGAAUCUCAUUCUUCUAGACCAAUAAUUAUGAGAUGGGAGAGUCAAAGUAUGGUUCUCUGUAGUCUAUUUUCCAAAGAGAUUUACAGCUAUUACAGUGCCUCUUUAACAGUAACCAAGACAUCACUGCCCCCAGUCAUUUUUAAGUAAAAAUUGCACUUCCUUUAUUAUUAAUUUAAUAUGGCAACUGGACUGAAACACUCCAGGAAAUAUCUGACUUGACCCUGUAUGCUGUUUACUCCAAUGCUUAAUGCUACUGUAUUGUGCGCCUUUAUUUGGUGUGGCCAUGAAGAGGGUUUGUGCACUGUUCGCUGGACCCAAUGCUGUUUGUCAUGUUUAGCCAUGUUAUGGAUGCAUAAAAUGAACUAUGUAAAAAACUACAGUAUAGUUAUAUUGACGUUUUUCAUAUAAAAUUUACUUUCGAAGGGAACACACGGCUUUUGAAUAAAGAUCUUAAAAUAC